This is a messenger RNA of Ahaetulla prasina, 10204 nucleotides long. RefSeq names its product cyclin dependent kinase like 2 (gene CDKL2). Gene Ontology annotation, cellular component: nucleus. Gene Ontology annotation, molecular function: ATP binding; cyclin-dependent protein serine/threonine kinase activity. The record is from RefSeq and is a predicted model, not a curated record. The transcript is spliced from 13 exons. Gene Ontology annotation, biological process: protein phosphorylation. Lineage: Eukaryota; Metazoa; Chordata; Lepidosauria; Squamata; Colubridae. Bases 154 to 1830 code for a protein of 558 amino acids.
UCCAUUCUCGCAGCCGCGGCUAAGCUCGCGUUGUACGAAUCCUCACUUCUUCGCAUAGGUUUGUGGCUCCCCAAGAAGCCUUGCAGCUGAGUGGGUGAUGGUGGUAGGCACGGGCAAGCUUCGCCAGGGAACUUUGCCAGCGGAACAGGCUCGAUGGAAAAAUAUGAGAUCCUUGGACUUGUGGGAGAAGGAAGUUAUGGAAUGGUGAUGAAGUGCAGAAACAAGGAGAAUGGUAGAGUUGUUGCCAUCAAAAAAUUUUUGGAAAGUGAAGAUGAUAAAAUGGUUAAAAAAAUUGCCCUGAGAGAAAUAAAAUUUCUCAAGCAAUUAAGGCAUGAGAACUUGGUGAACUUGCUGGAAGUCUGUAAGAAGAAAAAACGUUGGUAUCUGGUGUUUGAAUUUGUAGAUCACACAAUCCUUGAUGAUCUUGAAAUGUUUCCCAAUGGCUUGGAUUAUAACAGAGUUCGAAAAUACUUAUUUCAAAUUAUAAAAGGGGUAGGAUUUUGUCAUAGUCAUAAUAUCAUACACAGGGAUAUUAAACCUGAAAACAUAUUGGUGUCCUGUUCGGGAAUUAUCAAACUCUGUGAUUUUGGAUUUGCUCGAACGCUGGCAGCUCCUGGUGAAGUUUACACAGAUUAUGUGGCAACACGAUGGUAUCGAGCUCCUGAGCUGUUAGUUGGUGAUAUCAAAUAUGGCAAGGCUGUUGAUGUGUGGGCCAUUGGCUGCCUGGUAACUGAAAUGCUUACAGGAGAGCCCCUUUUCCCUGGAGACUCGGAUAUUGACCAAUUAUUCCAUAUUAUGAAAAGUCUAGGUAACUUAAUUCCAAAGCACCAGGAGUUAUUCUACAAAAAUCCUCUCUUUGCUGGAGUGAGAUUGCCUGAAAUCAAAGAGUUAGAACCUCUUGAAAAACGAUACUCAAAGCUCUCCAUUGCAGUCAUAGAAUUUGCAAAGCAAUGCCUGCAAACUAAUCCAGAAAAGAGGCCAUCUUGUAAUGAACUGCUGCAAUGCAACCUUUUCUGCAAAGAUGGAUUUGCUGAAAGAUUUGUUCAAGAACUUAAAAUCAAGAUUCAGAAAGAAAAAGAACAUUCUGAACCCAAGAAACCAAAAAUAAAUAAGAAGGACAAAGAUGAUAUAGGUGAUGAAAGAAAAAUGCUUUUAAUCCAGGAUUUAGGUGUGAAUUCAAAGCUCAAAGACUCCAAGCUGUUCAGAAUGAAAGUAUCUAAGGCCGACAUACUGAAAUCUGAAAGAUCAUCACGUAUGAGUUUCCUGUAUGAUAACAGUGUUGGACAAUUUAAUACAAUUCCAAUAUAUCUAAAGGAUUCAAACAGUAGCCUAGAAUAUGUGAAAAAUCCAAGCAUGGUAAUUCCUCCCAUUGCACAGAAUUAUUCCACCACACAAUCCAGCAUCGAUGGGACCCCCACAAUGGGGACAACAUUGGCAAGCCAUAAUUACAGAACUGAUGAGAAAACCAAAACAUAUUUCAAUCCUUGUAUCAAGCAAGGGAAAAAAUCACCAGCAGGUCACUAUAAUGUGAACUUAACAGCAUCGAUGCCUAAAGAGAAUAAUGCUCUUCAGUCCCUCAAGAAAAAGUGGGAAUUUUCUAAAGCAGAUGUCCAUUUGCCAGAGCUUAAUUAUAGCCAUCUCCCUGAACUCAAAGGCGUGGAUGUUUGGAAUUCCAGAUUUCUAAAGAAAGAAAACAAAAUUGUUCCAGAGUCUCGCAUGCCAUCUCUUGCCACAAUAGAUCUUCACAAUCCAAACUUGGCUCUGCAUCAGAUAUCUGGAAGCUCCUUGCAAGAUACCUCAGAAGCCUCCUUCCCCAAGGUAGAGCAUUAGUAACAAGCUGAAUGGGCAACUCUUACAUGAUUCCCAUUGAUCACACGUCUGCAUCACUUUUACACCCUUAUGGAGGUACUUUGAAAUUGGGGAGGAAGAGGCAGUUGCUAGCAUUUUGCUGUAGCUAAGAUAAUGGCAGUAAAAGGAAAAAAAUGAUUUUAUGUUAACUAGCACUAUGGUACUUAAAGCUGCUAUUUCUUUUAUAAUGUGAUGUGCAUGAAGAAAAUAAUCUACAAUUACUCAUUUCAGUGAUCUUGAAGAUCUCUAAAAGUUGAAGAUAACAAUUAAACAGAUUUAACCAUUUAUAUGAAAUUCUCCCAUUUCCUCAGUGCUGAUUCAGAUUUUCUAUAGAAAAGCUGUCUGUCAUUAUACAGUAAAUCACGCUUUUGAAGAAUCUUUCGUACUGGCUGUUCACAUAUUAUGAUAAAUGACAAACAAAUCAGACAUAGGUAUCCAUGGAGCCAUUGAUGAAACAUAUAUCAAAAUAUUGCGACACAAAACUUAAGCCCUUACAUACUUUCAUUCACCAUUGCAAUAUAAAUAUGAAAGGAUAGACAUUUCAACACAUAUUUCAAAAUUUUGGCAUCAUCAUGGCUAUUUGUACAUGCCUGUGAAAUUGCAUAUGACUUAGCAUUAAGUAUGAGGACAAGCAUGUAAGUACUUUAGACAGGGAAGGCAGAUUUUACAAAAUUGUCUUACACUAAUAGGUACUUUACAAGCAUCAUUUUUUAAACCUUUUUAUUUCAAACUCCUUGCUAUGCAAAUUGCAAAUUGAAUUGAAAUCAGGGGAAGGCCAUUGACUUGAUACCUUAAUCUUUAACUUUCUUUUGAGUAUAAAUUCAGUCCUGUGAAAGCCAGAAUUUUGGACUAAAAGGCCUUAGCUCUGAUCUAGCAGGGAGCGGGAGAUGGUGGUUUAGAAAUACAAAAUAUAAAUAAAUAAAAUCUUUUACAAACUCCUAAAGCAAAACAAAAUUAGUAUAAGUUUUCAUUGAAAUAAAUCUACUGUGAAUUCAUAUCAGUGAAACUCUGGGUUGAUUCUGACAAUCUAUAGUAGGGGUCUCAAACUCAAGGCCCAUGGGCCGGGUACAGAACACACUGCGGCCCACGGGGCCACCCUGGAAACAGCGAAGGACUGCCCACGGUGCUUCUGCCAACGAAAAUGGAGCUCGAAAGGGCCGCAUUCGGCCACAUCCAUUUUCACUGGCAGAGGGUUGCAGUAGGCCGCCACACAGCCCUCCUCAGCUACGUUUUUGCUGGCGGAGGGUUACAGGAGGCCGUUGCAAUCGAAAACAGAGCUCAGGAGCCCAUUUUGCUGGCAGAGCACUUGGGCCACCACAGGCACCCUCGACAUAAGUGACACCGAGCUGGCCACACUCACCUUGGACAUGCCCAACCCUGGCCCUUCCCCCUUAGAUCAAACACAAUCCUGAUGUAGCCCUCAAUGAAAUCAAGUUUGACACCCCUGAUAUAUAGCCAUAAGAUUAGCAUUUUGUAUGAAUCUUGCCAGUAAUGUUUUAUUCAAGAGAGCAUAGUUAUGUUAACUGUGACUGGACACAAUACGCAAACAGACCUAGUAAUGGCAUUUUAGGAAAAAGAGAAAAUAAUGCUUUGAUAAAAAAUAAAACUAUUGUUUAAUACUAUUUUUAUGCUUUUGGUUAAAAUUCCUCAGUUACAGCUUAUAUUUGCAAUAUCUAUGACAAAUACUUUCCUCCCAUAAUAAAUUAACUUGGAUGAAUUAGAAAAAAAUCUGAUAUGAACUGAUUAGUACUUGGAUAAAAGAUCAUCAAGACAUUUCAAGUUUGUAGACCCUGGAAAUUUGGAAAAAAAUAAUCACCAGUCAAGCUCAGCGAUGAAGUCACCGCGAGUCAAACUCAACUCAAGGGAUAUUUUUCUUUGUAUAAGCUUUCUAUCAAGAUUGAGAGAAUGCUUGUAGCUAUUCAUAGCUCUAUGUCUCUCUAGUCAUUUCCUGGUUUUCACUGAAUUAUCUUCAUUGUAACUAUGUAGUUACAAGCAUGCAUUCAAGAAAAAUCAGCACUCUUAAUGUUUGAAAAUUGGGUCUCUAUAAACUACCUUUGAUCUCCAUUUACACUUUAAUUACCCUUGGUUCAUAGAUCUCACUAAAUUUUAAUGUUCCUAAUUCUUUAAUACCAUGAUCCUUGCACGAAAAUUGAAGUUAACGUUAUUUGAAUAGUAAUUUUUUCUAACACUGCACCCAAAUAAUGUGAAUUGAUCAUUUCUAAAGCAUUCUUAUAUAAGACGUGUUAUUGAAGAUACUUAAACAAUGUGUUGUAAAUAUCAGUGUUUGUAUAUAUUUGCUCUUAUAACUCUUCAAAGCAUUUAGAAAUUCUGGGUAUUGUUACUGUUUUGAGUAAACAGAUAUCUAACAUUUUUAGUUUCCAGAUAAUAAUAAAAUUGUAGUAAUUGUAAUUAUUAGAAUAUCAGUGAUAUUUCAUAUCUACAGCAAGAGUGGGCAAUCUGAGCAUCAUGUGGCUUGCCUUCACACACACACACACACACACACACACACACACACACACACACACACACCAGUUUCCCAUUGACUGCCCUUCCAGAUUGAACAAAAUUUAACAUUACAGAACCACCAUUCUUCCAUUUUGGUGAUAUAGGAAAAUUUAAAGACAAAUCCAGUGCUUUGUAGUAUCAACUACAUUGCUUAAAAAUGCCUGUAUCUCUCCUUCCCAUGCAUACAUAAUUUUUUGUGAGUAUAGAAAUGGUCUCCUCAAAGCUUAAGAUAGCAGUCCAAGUCUUAACCUUUCACCAAAGAAGAGAUAUAUCACUGGCUGUAUCUCCUGAAACUCCCAGCAGGCAAAAUAAAUAAAUAAAUAAAUAAAUACCAGCUCUGGUCUGCAUAGACUUGCAGUAGUUUAAUACUGAUUCCUUCUUUCUAGGAAAUAGCAGGAAAAAUGGAUUCACUACACUGCUGUAUAUUUAGCACUCCAUAAGGGAUGUGGUGGCUCAGGGGCUAGGACAUUGAGCUUGUUGAUCGAAAAGUCAGCAGCUCAGCGGUUCGAAUCCCUAGUGCUACCGUGUAACGGGGUGAGCUCCCGUUACUUGUCCCAGCUUCUGCCAACCUUGCAGUUUCGAAAGCACGUAAAAAUGCAAGUAGAAAAAAUAGGGGCCACCUUUGGUGGGAAGGUAACAGCGUUCCGUACGCCUUUGGCCUUGAGUCAUGCUGGCCACAUGACCAUGGAGACGUCUUCGGACAGCGCUGGCUCUUCGGCUUUGAAACGGAGAUGAGCACCGCCCCCUAGAGUCGGCAACGACUAGCACGUAUGUGCGAGGGGAACCUUUACCUUUACCUUACCUUUAAGCUAGAGUUAAUUUUUAAAAAGGCACUUAAAUUUUAUUUGUAGAUAUGUCCUUUGUGUUUACUAUUGUAAUUGUAAAGGCGUCAUAAGAAAUACAGAUUUAUUUUCUGUGAUAUUGAUGCUGAUUUGGAAGCCAAUGGCAAUGUGAAGUUUCUCUUACUUGUCACUAAACGUUUUGUAAAACAUAAUGAAGGAAGCGGGAUUCUGCAACAACUGCAAAGGACUUGAUGUUUGAAUGCUGCUUGCUGGAAUUUUUAUGAGGAAGUAUUUUCUACUUUGGCCUCAGCAUUUUAAUGAAACAAAUCAAUUCUUUUAAAAAUAUGGAUGGAUAUAAAGGUAAAUGUUUCCUCUGUCCAGUUGUGUCCUACUCUAGGAGACAGUGCUCAUCUCCUUUUCCUAGCAGAGGGAGCUAACAUCUGAAGACAUUUCCAUGGUCAUGUAGCCAGCAUGACUAUAUGCCGAGGCACAUGGAACACGUAUUUUCCCACCAAAGUGGUGUAACUUCUGUAUCCUCCCACCAAAGUGGUACCUAUUUAUCCACUCACAUUUGCAUGCUUUCUAACUGUUAGGAGCUGGGGCAAGGAGUUCACCUUGUCGCACAGCACUCAGGUAUUGAACCCAGGCUGUCAGCUUUCCAGCUGACCAGCUCAGAUUCUUUAACCGUUGAGCCAUUGUUCCCUCUCCCCCCGGUGAAUACAAUUGUUUAUUAAUUAAAAAAUGGUAUAUUGAAUCAUAGCCAGACGAGUGAUAAAAGAGCUCUUUAUAGCAGUUAGAUAGCUUAGUAGAAAACCAUUGUUGAUAUGAAAGACUGGAGUUUCAAUCCCGGCUGGUACCUUCUUGCCAGUAAGAGUCCUUGGCAAAAAAAACCCUAAUGCUUCAUCUGCCUAUCUCAAAAUAUGAGUUACACAAACUAGAAGAGUCAUGCUGGCUUGGACGUUACCUAGAUUAAUAUGGUCCACAUUAGUUAUUGAGGAACAGGACAAUUGUUAAUAGAUGGGCUACUGGAACUAACCAUUCAUGGACAUGACAACAGAACCUGGAAUUGAUGGAAUGCUACCACAAUAUAGACUUAAUAAGUAUAUGAAAUGCAUGAGGGAACUGCAACCAUACUAACUGAGAAAAGCUAGUUACCCAACACUUCAACAUAUUGUGAAGCAUGUAGCUGAUCUAUCUCACAAUUUGAGAUAGAUCAACUACACAUUUCAUCCUAAAUUCAAGAAGACUUGGAAGAAGAACUGGACAUGUACCCAACACCUGAAAGUGGAAUGUCAUUAUCACCUCUCCUUUACAAAGUACAACAGCGGAUAUGAGGCAUAAGAUCACAGAUAAACUAGCUACAAUCACCUGAGAGUGGUUACCAAGGCUCAGCAGAGAAAUACCAUCAGAUAAUACAUUAGAAGCCCUCACAACAAUCCUUGAUAUCACAAUUAGUCAAACUAAUGAAUUGGUAUAUGCGACAGUCAACUGUGAUCCUAUAUUUGGCUUCACAAUAAGAAAAACAGUAAUACAUACUCUCUCUGGAAAUGAGGCUAGAGGCUAAGAUCAAGAUAACUCGUAAAGAGGCAAGUUAACUGGUGGAAUUACAGAAAGGUGUAAAGAUUAGGGAUAAGAUUAGGCUUCUGAAAAUGUACAAAGGCCUGACUCUAUCUGAAAUCUUUGAGAUGGAUAACCAAAGGCUACAGGUUACCAGACCAAGAAGAUAGAGAAGCAGAGGCCAAGAAGAUAAAUGCCUUGUUCUCCAAAGAACCAUCCAAAGUGUGCUCCCGAUUGCAGUGCAAUAACAGUAACAAUAGAGCUACCAUUAGCAGAAACUGGACAGUACUGGAAGAACAUAUGGGAGAAAGAGAAGACAUAAAACAUCAAUGUAAAGUGGCUGAAGGACCUGCAGCACAUCACAGUAGUCUUCCAGAACAAGAACCAGUCACCAUCACAGUUGCAGACAUUCAGCAGCAGGUUAAGAACAUGAAGAGCUGAGUAGCACCAGGCCCAGAAACGAUCCAUACCGAUUGACUAAGGAACCUAACAGCGGGGCAUGAAUGCCUAGCAUCACAAAUGUAUCAGCUAGCAGCAGGUUCCCACCCACACUGGCUAACACAAGGAAGGACAGUAUUGAUCAUGUUCCCAUAAGGGAACAGCAAUGAUCAACCACUGGCCAAUAACCUGCCUCCACACAACGUAUAAAGUCUUAUCAGACAUUAUAGCCACCAAGCUACAGAACCACAUGGGCCAAUAUAUGAACUCAGCUCAGAAGAGCAUUGGGAACAACACCAGAGGCUCCAAACAUCAGAUGCUCCUAGACAGAGCAGUUGCCCAAGAAUCAAUUCUAGACAAUUUAAGUACAGCCUGGAUUGUCUACAGGAAAACCUACGACUCAAUGCCGCAUGCAUGGAUCUGUGAAUACCUGGGGUUACACAAAGUCAACAAGACACUUUCCUCCAAAACUCAAUGGGACUAUGGAAGACAACACUGGAAAUCAGCUCAAGACAGUUCAUAUAAGUGAUCACCACUGCUGUUCCAUGAACUCCUUCAGCCAGAUAAUGACAGGGACUGGAUAUGGAAUCAAGUUCAAGAGUAGAACUACUGUCAGCCACUUCCUCUACAUAAAUUACAUCGUUGUAUGCUAAGAGUGAAUGAGACAUCAACUCACUGAUCUACCUGACAUGGAUCUAUAGUGAGGAUAUUUGGAUUGGAGAGGUAUGGCAAGUUGGUGAUAAAGAGAGGGAAAGUUUCCAGAAAAACAACUAAGUGUCGAGAGCCCAAAGUGUACAAAUUCUACAUAUUUCCUAUUUUUUUCCUCUUUUGCUCAUCCUUAUUAUUCAUUUCAUUCCUUGAUUGUAAUUUCCUGUCUCUAAUUUUUUUCCCCAGGCCUUUCCUUUCUCUUCUUAUACCCUCGUAUUUAAAUUAGGAAUGCCCAACCCAAUGUCAUAUUUCCCAAUAUGUGAAAAGAUACAUAUUUUGAUUUUCUUAAGAGUAUAUCCCUUGAAUUCAAAAGGACAUUGUAAUUAAUUAAUGGAGAUUUAAUUUUAUUGUUUCUUUUCUAACUGACUUUUUUAUGACUUUUUUUUUGCAUAAGAGGAAAUACUUCUGUCUUACCUCCUAUAUCAAAUAGGAAUAUUAUCUUUUACUGUGGAAAUAGUACGCAUAUUUGAUGCAUAUUUUUAACUGAUAAUUUGUUAAAUGAUGUGAAUAAAACAAUUCAGAGAUUAGAAAAAUAAUAUAUAUUUUAAAGUGCAUCUGCUGUCCAGAGACAUUUUUAAUUAAAACAAGUUUUUGUUUUAAUUAAUUUGCUGAUGGCAUUGUUUUCAUAUGUGAACCUUGUAUAUGUGAUUUUGCUAUUACAGUUUAUGGCACAUGAACAUAAUUAUGUUUGUAGAAAAAAUAACUAGCCUUUGAAAAAAACUGUCAUUAUUGGGUAGAGCGUAGGCUAAUAUUUGUGUUUGAUCUUUCAUAUGAACGAAAACAUAAAUGCUAUCAUUUUUAUCCAAGUACUGACCUCUCUUACAUAACCACAAAAUACCAUUCUGAUUUCAACAUUUAAAUAACCUAUAAUUUCUAAGCUCUGUGGCUUUGCAAUGUUCAAACAUGUAUUCCUUAUUGUGUAGAUAAAAUAUUAAUUAAAUGUCUGUCUCAUGUUUAAACAGAGAUUAAAAAUCAGUGAUACUAAAGCAGAAACAAGUGACUUAAGAGGGUGAAUUAAUGCCUUGAAAUAGGUGAGAGGCAGCAAUGUGCCUGCUUUUUAGGUUUCCCCUACAUCAAUUACACUGGACCUACUUUUCCUUACUAUGACUAAAAGUGGGGAGCAUCUGCAUUUAAUCGGGGAAAGAGCUGAAAUAAGUGGGGCUCUUCGUCCACUCUCCUGCUCUGCUCUCCCCCCAAUGACCAUUUGUAAAGGCUCACCAAGUGAAUUCAAAAUUGGGUAAAACAGGAUUCUGAGGAAACAAUUCCUUUUCUCUAUGCAGGGAAGGGGAUAGUGUAUCACCAUUUCCCAUCCUUGCAUGGAGCAUUUACUAAUAUCUGGACAGGUCUGCCUGAAUAUAACUUCUUAUAUAUGUGCUUGUUCCAAGUUAUCUAUCACUUAAUAUUCUUACAGAUCUUUGUUACUCAUUUAAAUAUGUGUCGCUGCAUACUCAUGCAUCUUUCUGCUUUUAGUCUUCAUAUAAGCAAACUGAAAGGUUGAAAAUGGCUUCAGUUGUGAAUGUUUCUUGCUCUACCAUUUUUUAACCAACCGAAAUAGCAGUGGAGACUGCAAUCAAGUGAGAGUGGAUGGAGAUGCUUGACUUUUAUUUUGGAAGAUCUUUCUACUCAAUAUUGUUCUCCAUUCCUCCUAAGUAUCAACUUAAACUAUAUUCCUCUUCCUAGACCAGUAUUUAAUAACUUAGAUAUUAAAUAAAAUUGUGAGGUAAGCCCAUAUUAUAUGGAGAAGCAUAUACUCCAUCAUUUUAUAAUUCCAACACAAGUGAUAGCUAAUCCUUUAUAACCUGACACAACAUACACACAAAUGCCAUCUCGUAAGAUAAUUGCACCAACUUGAUUUCAGGAUGAAAUCAGAGGCCUGAAUUCUAAAUAUCGAUUAAUAGUCUAAAAUUAUUCACCAUUUUAUAAAAUUGGGUUGUACUGUAUGGGCAAUCAAAAGUCAUGUUUUUUGUAAUUCUACAUAUCUAAAUGUAUUAGCAUCAGCAUUUAAUAAGGAAGCUGAAUCUAUAACCAGCCUUCAACCUCCUUUUUUCUGAGCCUCCUUGAAGGAAGUCAGGAAAAGAAUAUUAUUCCACACUUUCAACAAUGCAGAGGGGGGAGGAAAUCAAUGUAUGACCCUUAUUACACAUUAAGAUAGCUUCAACAGAGGGACCUUUUUCUAUUUUCAUGGAUAAAAUAUAUUAUUUCCCAGGAAUGAAAUAUGCAGCUAAAAACAUUGCUUGAUCUCAUAUGUAUGGAAAAGUUAUAGCAUUUGUAAAAUGAUUAAUUUCAGCUUCAGUAAUCUUUGACUAUUAUAAAAGUGAAUAUGUAAAUCAAAAAGCAGGUGUAUUUAGAUUGGAACUAUUACAUAA